Molecule: messenger RNA, 985 nt
Organism: Olea europaea var. sylvestris
Lineage: Eukaryota; Viridiplantae; Streptophyta; Magnoliopsida; Lamiales; Oleaceae
Product: probable magnesium transporter NIPA6
Exons: 4
Coding region: 8-463 (151 amino acids)
Biological process (GO): magnesium ion transport
Cellular component (GO): membrane
Molecular function (GO): magnesium ion transmembrane transporter activity
Source: RefSeq, a predicted model, not a curated record
UGUUACCAUGCAGGUCAUGAGCAUAAAGGCUAUAGGAACUGCAAUAAAGCUUACUCUGGAGGGGAUCAGUCAAGCAGCAUAUCCACAGACAUGGUUUUUUCUUUCGGUUGCAGUAAUCUGUGUGAUCACACAGUUAAAUUAUCUUAACAAGGCACUUGAUACUUUCAAUGCAGCAAUUGUUUCUCCAAUAUAUUAUGUGAUGUUCACAACUCUAACUAUCAUCGCGAGUGCGAUAAUGUUCAAGGACUGGUCAGGUCAGGACAUGAAUAGCAUAAUAUCUGAGAUAUGUGGAUUCAUUACUGUCCUAUCGGGAACAAUAAUACUUCACGUGACACGAGAAGAGGAACCCACAACACUGCCAGGUAUAGUCCAAGGAACCAUAAUAUGGUAUGAUGGAGAUCCGGCAAAAGGCUUGGAAGAUGCACAUUAUAUCACAUUGCACUCUCCCGAUUUCUUUCAGUAGUGAAUUUUCUAAAAAGACUCGAGCAAGACAAGUUUACAAGUUUACUAGCACUUGGGCUAAUAUGGCACACAAUGAUUUAUGAUUUUGGGGAUACGAGUUUCUCAAAAAGAUUGUGCAUUUUCAGGACUGGAUAGGCUGCCUCUUCCUCUGUGCACCUUUCCUUAGAUGUUCAGGGACGAGGGCUCUUUAAAUUGCAGAUGCAUAUUCUAGUUGGAUUAAUGGAUCUUCCAUGGCAAUCUCAAGCUAUGUGUUGAAACAUACACAAGUAGGGUUUCCUUCUGCUUAUGUUGACUGGUGAUUGUAUAUAUUUGUCCUUAUCCUCAUUUCUUCGAGUAAUUGAGUUAAUAGUUGUAUUACUAUUGGUUUUGUUUUUUUAUUGUAGUUCUGAGAGCGAUCAGUGCAGAUAAAGUUUAGUAAUACUAUCACCCGUUUUUGAAGAUAUUUAUGUCGUCAAUAUGAAGAUAUCAGUUUUGUAUUUGUAAGCUGCAUGUUUGAUGUUUUCAUGCUUGAUACUUUCCGCUU